AUGUUCUCCAUAAAGGGGAAGAGACAGCGUGUGAAAGUAUCACACACACCCAGCAUGAUUAACCAGAAGGAGGACUUGUACGUGGACAUUCCCAAUAUGGGCAUGAACAAUGUCAUUUGCCCCGGCUUUCUCAAACUCCUCUUUGAUCUUGAAAUCACGGGGACCAACACGAAUCGCACGAUCGUUAAUAACAUUGGUAAGACCCUGGUGCGAGACCUUCGCAUCACUCUAAAUAGCAGAGAGGUGCAGAACAUUAGCGACUACAGCACCUUUGCGGUGUACAGGGACCUUUGGCUGCCUAGAUUUGAGCGCGAAAACGAAUUGACACUCGAAGGUAUUGGUGUGCCAGAUGGUGCAACCAGACAACUCCAAGUGAAAUCUACAUUCAAACCCGGAGAUGGUGAAGAGAAGGCCAUCGCGAAGGCGUACGGCAACACUUUUUGCAUCCCGCUCGGCAAAAUGUUCGAGCUGACGAGAGACUUGCCCUUCUAUCAAGCGGGCCUGCACGACAGACUACAGUUUGUGCUACACUUUGCGCCAUAUAGAGCCGUCAUCAAAGAUGAAGGCACACCUCGGUCGGGGUCUGGAUCCAGUGCGGUAGAAAAUAAACCUGCGGAUGCAACUUACAAAAUUACCAAUAUUACGCUCGAGUUUGACAAGGUAUACCACGAAGGCCUGGCUAGUACUAUGGUGUCAAGGCAUUCAAGGCUAGCGCUGCCGUAUGAGCGGGUGCUCCGCAGCAAAGUUGUGAAAAUGCAAAAGGCGAAUACUAGUUACACCGUGGAAGGUGAACCGAACGAACUAUACAGUUACACCAUGCUACCCAAGGACCAUUUCAAGCAAGUUGCGGGGUGUUUGGAAGUGCGCACUCUACAGUAACCAUAGGCCAGUUCCACACGAGUAGAUACGCACUCUUCAUGGACUUUAGAGUCUCCAACGAUAAUAAGCUGCACGGUUCGGGUAGGCCCUUGCAAAGACUUUGCGAUGGGAUCACUUUGCACAUGACCAAGGAGGCCGACCGAACCGGUGAUAUUACAUGUUAUGUAUACUUGCUCCAAGACGCGCAGUUAAACAUUUUGGAUGGUAGGCUAGAAGAUGUGAUGUAUUAGAAGAACACAAUUUUGUAUUUACCAUGUUGGAUAAAUACAAAAAAAUAUGGAAAGCAAGAGCUGUCAAAAGUGUAAAAGGAGUCUUUUAUUGGAUGCACCCAAGGUGAUGAAAAAUGGUAAACAAACAAAACGGUGCAUCAAAUGUCUAGAUGCUGCAAAGACGUCACGCGAUCGUGCAAAGUGCCCUCAUAAAAGACAGAGGUCCCAUUGUAAGGAAUGCAAGGGCAGCCAAAUCUGCCCUCAUGAAAAAAGGAAAUACAGGCGCGGUGGGUGUAAGAAGGCCAAACAAUAAAUGGCAACAAUCGGUGUUCUUGUUAAAGAUGCCGCAAUUAACGCAUUGGCAUUCUCCGGAAGUAAUUUUCUAUUCUCCAAACUCUCAGGGCAACGUAAGAGGCGUGACAAAGCGAUCGAACAACUUCAAGCAGCUCAAGAACGGUGGGUCCGUGACAGACAGGCCAAAAUCGAUUGGUACAACAAGCAGCGUGAGAUCAAGCGCCAAGCGGGUGAGAGCUUGAAAAAGCUCGAUGAAGGCAUGCAAGAGUACUAUAUCGCGACGAUCGAGAAGGCUCCGCAGUUCUCGGACUAUUACGAACCUUCGCAGCAACAAAAGGACGGCGAACUGACGUUCAUCGUGGGCUCUCUGGCUAUACUAGGUUUCGUGGUGUACAUGUUCGCUUAGAGACUCCAUAAGAGUUAUAUGUAAGAACGCCUUUGACAUGUAAUAAAGAUGUCAAAAACGAACGUUGUUACCAAGGAAGAAGCCGAAAGGUAGACCAAAUCUACUAUACCCCGGAACAUCUCUUGACUGGACUCAAAGCUAUCAAAUUGCUCUCCGAGCAGAGUAGUCUCUCCAAAAAGAGAGUUACUCAUUGGCUGACUCGUCAACUUGCUUGGCUACGACAUAUUCGAGGCCCUAUACGUAUCGACUACCCGCACUUCACCAUUACGAAACCCAAUGAGAUGCAUCAGUUUGACUUGCUCUACAUGUCGCAUGACAAACUCUAUGGAAGCACCUACAAAUACAUUUUGACGGGCGUCGAUGUAGCUUCUCGCUACAAAGUGGCGAGACCCUUGAGAACCAAGAAAGCCAGCGAAGUCGCUGACAUGAUCAAGGACAUUUGCAAAGCGGGACCUCUUCGCUAUCCGAAGACAUUCCAGUGCGACAACGGUAGCGAGUUCAAGUCAGAUGUGACGAAGCUGCUAGAAGGCAAAGGCGUCGAAUUAAAGCGAGCGACUACGAAGUACCACCAUACUUUCACGGCUUUUGUCGAGUCGUACAACAAGGUGCUCGCGCAGAGACUGUUAAAACCUCAAGAUGCUCAAGAGGUGGUCACUGAUGAACAAAGUAGCACCUGGGUUAAGCAAUUGUACACUAUCGUGAAAAGUUUGAACAAUAGUAAAACGGCUAUGAUCGACAUGAAACCUUCGAAAGCAAUCAAGCUGGAUGAAGUACCGCUUAUAAAAAAUGAGCAGCGUCCGGAUGAAAAGUCUCUACCCGAUGAUGGCUUAUACUUGUACUUGCUACAACCUGGAGAAGAACACGUGAUGCUAAAAGACGUGCGACAGACGCUUGGUGAAGCAAGAAAACGUAUAGACUGGACCGUAUCGUCACAGGUACGAGGUUGUUAUACUAUCUCGAUGGUGGGCCCGAUCGAAGCUUCGGGGCUGAGGAAUUGAUGCUAGUUCACAAAGGUGCUGAAGUACCUCCGGACCAUGUAAAAGAAUGGUAAUUUGUAGGUUUGUUAAGGUGAACCACUGGUUCACCUUAAUAUUGCACCCCGACCUCUGUGUAUCAUAGCCCUCGAUAUAUUACGCGAGCCACUAUGAUGAUGGAACCUACAGUGGCAAGCCUCCUGAUCCAGUUUGCCUGGUUUCGAAUUUGGCGCAUUUCCCCCCGUAUGUUGGUCAGCAACCAUUCCGUUUCGGUGCAUUCCGAGCUCAACCUCGAUUCCAGGGCCUGUAGCGUUUUUUGAUAUGAGGAUGAAACGCGUACGAGGCCCUGGUACAACAGACUUAAAAUUCGCCCAAUAUUAAGCAUGCAGAGAAAAGUAAUGUAUGCGUGACGUUUCACUCAGUUAUCCGCGUCCAAGGUAGCUGAAGAGAUAGCUGAUGAAGAACAAGAAAACAAUGGGGGACAAUCUAUCAAAGAUACGAUUGGAUAAUUAUGAAAUUUAUGAACGAUCGAGAAAUUUGGUCCACAACUUAUACAGAAUGUCACCCAUAGGCUAUUCGGAUUGGUGCAGCAUGACGGGGGACUGUGGUAUACACGAUCGCGAAAUAUUGACACCAGUGGCCGAUAGAUUCCCAUCACACGCGUGCAUUCUAGAGACAAGGGGCUUUAUGAACGAGAACGUGUAUAAAGGUCGAUAUUAUAUCCGGGUUAUUUUUGUAGGUUUUCAACCUACAAGAAAUGAGCGAAAAACAAGCACAAGAAGUGAGGGUAAUUACAAAGCCAGUAAAACACCCGGGAAGAGUAGCACAGGGCCACAAGUUGGCUGAAAUCAUGAAGAACAGGAACCAAGAAAAGAAGGCGGCCAAAGCAAGUACUGGUACCAGUCGCGUACAGUCAGGUGCCCUUGUCGGUGGGGGCCUCCUUGCCCUGCUCGCAGGGUGUCUUGGUGUAUUCUACAUCUUCCGUAAAAAGUCGGUCCAGCAGACGGCUGAAAACAUUGGAGCCACAGGCAGCCAAGCCAGAACCAAAGCCUGAUAUUGACAUUUUUCGAAUGCACUAAGCCAUAAUAUAAAUGAGUUCAAACGUGACGCCUCAGCAAAAGAAGAUCAUCGAUAUGAUAUACGAGUCGGUAGUGGACCUUGGGUUCACGUUCGUAUAUGCCAUGGCAAGUAAAAAGCUCCUCGGGAUUUCGAGCCCCAGUACCAAGAUGGAUACGGCAAUAUUUACAGGCCCCACAAGCUGUGGAAAGACAAUUUAUGUGUGGCGCUCAAUGUUGAGGAUGAUAAGCAAAAACUGGCUAUGUUAUUGAAUUACGUUGGGGAAGAAGUAUACGAUAUUUACGAUAGUUUAUUAGUUCCUGGCACCGAUGAAACACUAGAUAACGCAUUUGAAUUAUUUGACACACAUUUCAACCCGAAAACGAACGUAAGCUAUGAAAUUUAUAUAUAUAUAGAUCAAUGAUUUAGCGUGAAGAAGAAACCGUCCAACAAUAUUUUAUCAGACUGAAGCAACAAGCCCAAAAAUGUGAAUUUGGAGCAGCACUUGAUACCGAGCUAAAACGUCAACUCGAACUCUCAACGACAAGUAACAAACUGAGAAGAUACUCAUUCAGAAAUCCUUCCUUAACUCUAGCACAGUUCCUAGUUUACGCAAAAACAUUAGAAGACACAAACACCCAAGCUAUUUUAGUGGAAAAAAGCGACCAAAAGGAUAUUACACAAAUCAAACAGGAAGAACUCAACCGCAUCGACUGAUCAAAGGAAACCACACCGGGUAAGAAAAACUUUAAUCUGCAUAGACAAUCUUCAAAAAUAUGCUUUUACUGCGGUGGCGAAUAUCCACACCAAAAUAAAUGCCCAGCAACUAAUAAAACCUGUAAUAAUUGCUACAAAAUCGGACAUUUUGCGAGAGUGUGUCGCUCCACAAGCGCAAGCUCGUACCGCAGCUAUUCUAGACGCAACCCCAGGCCACUAAACAACGUCGAUGUCGAUACGUCCGACGAAGAGCAAGUCGCGCGGUUGUUUUCAAUCCACUCUCCUGUUUUCAGCAUUGCCAAGUUCCAUUGCCGUGUAAAAAUCGAAAAAUUUCCUGUCAGUGUUCUGAUUGAUUCCAGGUCUGCAAUAAAUGUUUUAAACAUGACUACUUUUAACACUAUUAAUAGACAGUUUAACGAAAAGUUGAGAUUGAGAAAAACAGAUACGAAAAUUAUCACAUACGGGGCGGAAGAACCAUUAAUAUCGCUGAAAGGGGUUGUCACGAUGUUAGUGGAAUCAGGUCGGAAAUUUCUAACAACAGAAUUUUAUGUUGUUGACACUCAUCACAGAAAUUUAUUAUCAGGCGAAAGUGCGCUCAGUUUGCAGUUAAUCCAGUUGCCACCCGUUGCAAACAUCAAAGAAAUUCAGCACAUUUCAAAAGAUCAAAAGCCACCUGAGAAUGUACCGAAGCGCCUCCAAUCUCUAUUACAGCAGUAUCAGGACACGCUAUUCAGCGGCAAAAUAAGCCAACUCUACGAUGAACCCGAAGGGUCAAGAUUUCCAAGAAUUUUUUCAACUUUUCCGAUAUUUUUUCAACUUUUCCGAUAUCUUUUUCAACUUUUCUGAUAUAUUUUCAACUUUUCCGAAAUUCUUUCAACUUUUUCGAAAAUUUUUCCAACUUUUGCGAAAUUUUUUUUCAACUUUUCCGAUAUUUUUUUCAACUUUUCCGAUAUAUUCUUAACUUUUCUGGAAAUCUUUCAACUUCUUUGACUUUUUUAUCUCUGCCAAUUUUUUAUUUUUUCCGUGUUUCUGUAUUCUGGAUACCGUUUUGUACCUUUCCGGAUUAUCCGGGCUAUCAAUCUGUAAACAAGAUAGAGGACGUUGUAAAGCGUGCAGUAGAAGAGAAAAAGACAAAAAUGGAGGACAAGGAACAGAAAGCAAAAGACAAAAUAAACGAAAUUCUCAUGAAACAAGACUUAGUGGACUACUAAGCCAAAUUAGGAGUAAAUCUAACUCUGUGUCAACAAAAGAGAACUUAAAACGAGUGCAAAUAAAGUGGUACAGACGUAAUGAAUUUUCGAGCUCUUACCAACUUAUAAGAGUAAAUCAAGGUGGUGCCUGUAGAUCUCUAGAAAUCGACGAAACCAGCUCAUUUAAAGACAUCAAAUCUAAGUCGACCGUAUUUAUUUUUUGACAAUUGUUUUAAGAAUUCGUUUGGAGAAAACACGUUAGAAUGUACAUUAUCAAUUUGUGAUGCAACAUUGACAGAGUUAGAUGAAGAAUUGAAUGUCUUUGAGAUGUCAGAAAAAAAGGAUUUCAACUUAGUAAAAUCUUCUUUGUGCUAAAAUCAGAAUUAACAAAUUUCAAUGAUGACUUUGUCAGUAAUGAUUUGUCAGGAAAAUGUGAUAAUGAUGGUGACGAUGUAGCACAACAAAAUAAUAAUGAUGUUUCAUCUGAUGCAGCUCUUUCUGUCACAAGAAAGAGAAAAAUAUGUGUUGUAUUACAACACAUAUUUUUCUCUUUCUUGUGACAGAAAGAGCUGCAUCAGAUGAAACAUCAUUAUUAUUUUGUUAUGUGGCUGCACUUACAUAGAUUGCUGCCUUGUUUGUGUACAAAAUACUGGAUUUAACGAAUCAUUGUCUGCAGACCAAAGAAAAAAUCAACAAGAACUACCAAGUAAUAUCACUGACUUGACCACGUAUGAUCUUUUUAAUGGUGAAAUUACUGCUCCACUCACACCGAAAAAAAAAAUGAGGCAAAUACAAAUUCUUGUAAUCUUGAGCAUCCCGCAACUUCGGAGGAGCUAAGAUUAUUACGAGUAGAACACUUUGAACCAAUUACUCCAAAAAUAAAGAAAUAUACCUUCCACAUUCAUCGCACAAAACUUUCAACAGAUUUACUAAAUCAUUAUAUGAAGAACAAGGUAAACAUUGCAGACGAAAUUGACUAUGUGUUUAUUGAUCCCCGUGGAAAGGAAGAAAUUGGAGUUGGAAGCGGCAUUAAGCGAGACGUAUAUACUGCAUUUUGGCAGGAAGUUUCGAACAGUUUGUUAUUAUGUUAGAUACUCUGUUGUUAUUGUAUGUUAUUAUUGAUAGUGAGUUAGGAUAAUACACUUUUCAACUGA
Messenger RNA from Hydractinia symbiolongicarpus, 6879 nucleotides. RefSeq lists its product as uncharacterized. The transcript has 2 exons. Lineage: Eukaryota; Metazoa; Cnidaria; Hydrozoa; Anthoathecata; Hydractiniidae. The record is from RefSeq and is a predicted model, not a curated record. Bases 1 to 879 code for a protein of 292 amino acids.